UUGUGCACUUAUCACCAUGGUUGACACCUGAAGUGGGUUAAGCACUAACCCCUAUACCCAGGAACAGCAAGAGAAGAUGGCCGCCUUAGUAAGAGAGAAUAAGGAGAGGAAAGAGCUCCUGAAACAGGCGAAGCUAAAGGCAAUAGCAGAGGAGCAGGCGGCGAAGAUGAAGGAAUUGGAGGAGGAGAUGGAGAAGAAGAAGAAGGUUGUUGAAGAAGAAGCAGCAGCAGAAGAAGCAGCAACAGAAGAAGCAAAAGAGAGGAUGCGCAUUGAAAGUAGAGAGGGGAGUAGUGGCACAAAGAGGGAUACAGAUGCAGAGAUGGAGAAGAGGAUAAGUGAGUGGGUCGCUAAUUUAUCGUUGGGAGAAGAUGAUGAGGCGGAGUCUUAUGUGACUCAUGAUGAGAGGGAGGCGCUAGCCAAUGAGCUAGCAGCAAUGGAGGACCGUAUGGAACGGCGAGAAAGGGAGGAGGAGCAGAAGUUGGCAUGGAAAUUGAGAAUGAAGAGGGAAAAGAAGAGGAGGAGAGAGGAAGUCAACAAACUGACCGCAGAGGUGGCGAAGGUGCAAGACUGUAGGAAAGAAGUGCAGGCUCAACCAUAUGAUAAGGCCAAAUGGGAUAAGGUAUUGGGGUACCUGGAGGUGUUGAGCACAGCAUGGAUGGACGGAGCGCCAAGCCAAUUGGAGCCAAGAAGUAGCCUUGAGUGCCAUGCGGUCGGGAUUUAGAGAUUCUGCGCGCGAAAUAGUCACCCACAUUGGGGGCGAAGUCAAGCAACUGAG
Chara braunii is the source of this 775-nucleotide messenger RNA. NCBI's taxonomy places the organism in Eukaryota, Viridiplantae, Streptophyta, Charophyceae, Charales, Characeae. The record is from the annotation of a GenBank genome assembly.